AUGGACAGUGCGCUCUACCACUCAGCGGGAAUUUUCGGCUCCCCCUCGGCUUCUGAAAACUUGACUGCAGGCGGAAAGAUGAUCACCCCCACCAAGCCUCUCGCUUUUUCGAUCGAACGGAUUAUGGCCAGGACGCCCGAGCCAAAGUCGAUACCUUUCCCCAACCUGUUCCAUCACAUUCCGGUGGGUAGGCCUGAAUCUGACCCGAAGCAGCCGCUCAACAUGACUUCAUCAUCACUGCAUUGCAUGAUACCUUUCGUGCCACUGGCAUACGAACCGGGUCAUAAACUAAAUAUGAAUGGAUUAGAUACGAGUCACUUUGAGGCUUCCUCAUAUAAUUCAAGUGAGUUGGUGGGCAUUGGUUUGAACUAUAAGAACGAACAACCAGAUGUUGUCCAUGGUGGGACCAUGGUGGGACAAUACAAACUCUUUCGACCGCGUGUGGUGAACCAGUCGUCUUUUCAUGCCAUGGGGGCCGUGUGCUACCUGAACUGCGGGGAGAGUGUGUGCCCAUCCCCGGCAAGCAUCGUAAACAUCCACCCCAUGGCCUCCUACUUUCUCAACACUCCGCUGCAACAUGCGCGCCAGAGAGCUUUCCUCGCGGAGAAAAAUAAAGUGGCUCAAUGCACAGACAGAUACCCAUCCGGAGUUGCAUUUAAAGACAUUUCCCAAACUCAACUUCAUCACUACAUGAAAGAGAGUGCACAGAUUCUAUCGGACAAACUAUUCAAGGGCUCUUCCAAAUUGAACAGCGCUUGCCCAAGCGGCAAACCCAAAGUAUUCACCUGCGAGGUUUGCGGAAAGGUAAGAACAUACAUUUCGUACAUGUGGUGGUCUCUGCCUUACGGGCCUGCUUGAUAUUUUAAAAUCGUUAAUUUUAUAAUUAAUAUAUAUAUAUUUAUAUUCACAGGUGUUCAAUGCCCACUACAAUUUAACGCGCCACAUGCCCGUGCACACCGGAGCGAGACCAUUCGUCUGCAAAGUAUGCGGCAAGGGAUUUCGACAAGCAAGCACCCUUUGUCGCCACAAAAUUAUUCAUACUCAGGUAUUCUAUUCAAUCAUCAUCAUCAUCAUCAUCAUCAUCAUCAUACCCAAAGCCAUUCAUAAUCACACGAUGUUCUAUUCGUUUAAACUAUAUAAAAACCACAAAAUAGGACUACAUCAUAGGAAAAUGUGAUAGAACAACGCAUCAAUGCCAUCAUUGUUAUGUUAGGCUAUAUUAAUAUUGUGGCCUGGUGUUGAACUGUAUAGUAUUUUUAACGUUUACUUGUAGGCCUAUAUACACAAUCUUAUUGAAAAGUAUAUAGCCCAGUUUAUUUUAUUUACCAAUUUUACUGUACAGUUUUCGUUGGAUCCCAAAUAAUAGGUUUCUAAAAUCACAUUUAUACAUGUGCCCUUCACAGGAGAAGCCUCAUAAAUGCAACCAGUGUGGAAAAGCAUUCAACCGGAGUUCAACUCUUAACACACACACACGAAUCCAUGCAGGUUACAAACCCUUCAUCUGUGAGUUCUGCGGCAAAGGAUUUCAUCAAAAAGGUGAGAAAGAAUGUUAAUCUAUUCGAGUGUUUUGGAUUAUGUGAUUUGUUCUAUUUCUAUUGUGUGAUUAAUUAUUUGCAAUAUCUGGAUAUAAUAUGAUUUUUUCUGCUUUGAGGAUAGAAUAUUGAUUCUGCUCAGAGCUAAAUGUAUGUUGCUCAAUUCAAAUCAGAAUCAAAUCAGUAUGACUUGGCUUAAAACGGAAUUGACAAAUAACUGUGGCACUGACUCUUUACAAUAUUGUUGACAUACACUUUCUUUUUUUAAAUCUUCAAGGCAACUACAAGAACCACAAAUUGACGCAUAGCGGCGAGAAACAGUUCAAGUGCAACAUCUGCAACAAGGCCUUCCACCAAGUGUACAACCUGACGUUCCACAUGCACACGCACAAUGACAAGAAGCCCUUUACGUGCCCGACUUGCGGCAAGGGAUUCUGCCGGAACUUUGACCUGAAAAAGCACAUCAGAAAACUACAUGAUCUCUCUGCAUCUAAAUCCCCUGCCACUCUCGUCACAGCCGAAACUCACUAA
This is a messenger RNA of Coregonus sp. 'balchen', 2063 nucleotides long. NCBI's taxonomy places the organism in Eukaryota, Metazoa, Chordata, Actinopteri, Salmoniformes, Salmonidae. The record is from the annotation of a GenBank genome assembly.